AUGCGGCGUCUGAUCACACGGGGUGAAUGGCAGUCAGAUGCCCAGGAGACCAUGAAGACCGGCUCGUCCACCAACAACAACGACGAGGAGAAGUCCAGACAGCUGGAGAGAGAGAACAAGGAGCUACAGAAGAUCAUUCAGGAGAAAGAAGAGCGUGUGUCAGAGCUGAGAAACCAGCUGUCUGAGCGACAGGCCCUGCGAUCAAGGAGAAGAGCGUCCACUGUCACCAAUCAGAACCACAGCUCUCCCCCCCUCACCAUCCCCCAGAGUGAUCCCAGGUCCUUGGCCCAUCCUCCGGGGUACCCCGCGCCCACCUCCGACCCCCAUCCCAUCUCUCCAUCCUUCGCCAACUCUUCCAGCCUCUACCAACCGGACAGCAAGAUCAGCCGAAAUAACUGCCACACCAGCCGGCUGCAGCUGCUGUACAAGUAAUAAGUGGUGAACAUCGACGGGACGUGGACAGUAAUGACGUUCAUAGCAUCUCUACAUACUGUAGAGACAGAGAAGUAUAAACAUGAGUUAUGAAUUAUAAAUAAGUAUCUGUUGGAGGAGCUGACUCCACCAAUCAGCAGAGCCCAGAGGAUAACCAGUGGAAAGGUUCACAUCAAAGAAAUCUUCAGUGAGGAUUUACAUUUCCACUUGUUUCGCUCUCCGAGGUGAUCAACACGUUACUUUUCUUUCCUCUCAGAGAAAAGAAAAAAGAUGUACAUACAUCUUGUUAAUUAUAGAAUUUCUGUGAUCUGCCAGUGAUUUAUCAUGUGCUAUCUUGAGUUUGAGAAAAAGUCGCUCAGAACUGACUGUUUGCUAAGCCCUGGUCCCCACAGCUACAGUUGCUGACCUGACGAGCUUUCCAUUGUAAACUGCAUUAUGUGCAGUUUAGUUUACAAUGGUUAGAUUUACCUUCGAAAUCCAUGGUAAUGUAUGAAACAAAAAGUCGUUGCCUUUAGACAAAACAAGACAAAAGCAGCUUCUCAUUUUUGGCAACUGUUAAUUUUGUUGGCUAAAACCACAACUACUGGCAGAUUUCAUUUGAUUUAUUUUCUAAUUAUGAUCAUAGUGCAGUACAAUAAAGAAAAUGAAACAUAGAUGUAGCCUAUAUCUCA
Messenger RNA from Morone saxatilis (striped sea-bass), 1103 nucleotides. RefSeq names its product gamma-aminobutyric acid type B receptor subunit 1-like. Gene Ontology annotation, molecular function: G protein-coupled GABA receptor activity. Lineage: Eukaryota; Metazoa; Chordata; Actinopteri; Moronidae. Gene Ontology annotation, biological process: gamma-aminobutyric acid signaling pathway; G protein-coupled receptor signaling pathway. Gene Ontology annotation, cellular component: G protein-coupled receptor heterodimeric complex; membrane. The record is from RefSeq and is a predicted model, not a curated record.